Closterium sp. Naga37s-1 is the source of this 1665-nucleotide messenger RNA. The record is from the annotation of a GenBank genome assembly. Lineage: Eukaryota; Viridiplantae; Streptophyta; Zygnematophyceae; Desmidiales; Closteriaceae.
AUGGCUAUUGCAUGGUAUCCACUAUACAAGAUUCCGGCUGGGCCAAGUGUUCGUGAUCUUGGGGCAUCAUUCUUGACAUUUCACAGUCUCUCUUCACCAGGCCCAUCUUUAUCGGUGUUUCCCUUAGUGCAUCCCCGCAAUGCACGACGAAACCCACGCUUCUCGUCUAGGCGCCAAUCCGCGCGGGUCGUGCGCGCGAGGGCGAGCGGGGCGCUUCCAGCCGACGUGGACGCGAUCAUAGCGAGGGGGCGGGAGGCGGGCGCGUUUGUGGAACACAGCGCGUGCGUGGUGCCCGGCGCGACUGACGGGCCGUUGCGCGGGCUGACGUUCGCCGUCAAGGACAUGUACGACGUGCGUGGGGGGGCGAGGGGAAGGUGGGGGGCGGUGGUGGCGGGCGUGCCAACGGGCUUCGGCAACCCCACGUGGCUCGCCACGCAUGACGUCCCCCAGGCCACCGCCCCCGUCGUGCAGGCGCUGCUAGAAGCGGGCGCCAGCGUGGUGGGCAAGGCGGCAAUGGACGAGCUGGCAUUCUCGCUGGCGGGGGAGAACGCGCACUACGGCACGCCCCUCAACCCAAAAGCCCCUCUCCGCAUCCCGGGCGGCUCCUCCUCGGGUUCCGCUGCUGCGGUGGGUGGCUUUGCUUGUCCUCAGUACCUGCCCUCUGCUCCCGUGCCUCUUGUGUUUCCACUGUCUCUGCCGUCCCUCCUUGUUCUGACACGCUCUUCACCUUCCUGCACCGCUCCCCACCCAUUGGCUGUGGCAGCGGGGCUGGUGGACUUCGCCCUGGGCAGCGACACAGCGGGGUCGGUGCGCAUACCCGCCAACCACUGCGGCGUGUGGGGCAUCCGCACCUCCCAUGCCCGCCUGCCGCUCACCGGCGCUCAGCCCCUGCAGCCAUCCAUGGACACCGUGGGCUGGUUUGCGCGCGAUGCCUCUGUCCUUCAACGAGUCGGCUCCACACUCUUCCACUCCCCCUCCCUUGCCCCCUCCCCCUCCUCCACUUCCUCUUCCCCAUCAUCCUCCUCCUCCUCCUCCCCCUCCUCCCUCCGCCCCUUCACCGGCUGGCUGGUGGCGGAGGACGCGUUUGAGCUAGCAGACAAAGACGCCGCCCGCGCAAUCUACGACAAGAUCUCGCCACAUAUAGACGAGAUCGCAGCAUUGCUGGGCGGGCGGCCGGAGGAGAUGCGGGUGGCGGGGGAGGAGGGCAGCGAGGUGGGAGGCGUGCACGAGUGGGUGGACGCCAUGAGGGUGCUGCAGCUGAUGGAGGCGUGGCAGUGCCACGGGCAGUGGAUCACAGCGCACCGCCCCGCCUUUGGUCCCGGAGUGGCGCAGCGCUUCCAGGCUGCCAGCGCUGUGGACCCGCAGGGGGAGGCAGUGGCACACGCACGGGAGAAGAGAGCCAGGUUCACAUCGCACAUGGAGAGCCUCGUUGCGGGCGGCAAACUGCUCAUGCUGCCGGCCGCCCCCAGCAUAGCGCCUCUGAAGGCCGCCCCGCCUGCUGACGUGGACUCCUUCCGCGUGCGCACCCUGGCCCUCACCGUCAUUGGCGGCGCUGCCGGCCUGCCUCAGGUGAAAACAACAGAGGGGCUCAGGUGGGAAAAGCAGAGAAGGAGAAGACGCAUGCAGGUGAAGGAGAGGCUACCAGGAUUCAGCCUCUCAGACUGA